GUUGGCAAUUGUUGUAUUUAACCUCAUUUAAUUCUUAUGGUCAAAAAAAUAUAACCAGAAAGUGAUGUUUUCCACAAAUUUGAGCCCAAUAAAAGUGGAAGUGGAGGAGGAAAUAUUUGACAGAUUAAGACUGUAUUACGGAUGCGAGAAAUGCUCAUUCAAGACAAAACUCUUGUCCAGGAUAAGAACCCACGCAAGAAUUCACGAAAACACCGAACAAAAAUUUAAUUGUUUCAGUGGUGGCCUUGAAAAUUACAAGUGUCACAAAUGCAAAACAUUUGAAACACAAUUCUUGUCACAACUGAGAUGUCACAUUGUUCAAGGUCACACAUCACAACAUGUCGAACCCAAAACCUUCAAAUGUCACAAAUGUGAUUUCAACUCGUUUUCGCAAUUAUUGGUUAUGAGACAUUCCUUUUUUACUAAACAUCAAAGGAAGAGUGUUUUCAAAUGUACAGACUGUGAUUUUGAAACUAGGGUUUUAAGCAAUUUGAGAAGACAUGUGAUGUGUAAACAUACAGAUGAUUCCGCAAUCCAGUGGUUCAAAUGUAAACAUUGUUCAUAUAAGUGUAAACUCAAGCAUGAUUUAAAACGUCACAUGAUCAAGAAACACGACCCGCCUAACUUCCCUUACUUGUGUGAACUUUGUGAUUACAAGGCUAAACUGAAUUACGACUUGCAACGACACGUGAAUGCACGUCACAAACCCAAAAAUAAUAAAACAUUGACUUCGAGCAUUGUAAAAUGUACAUUUUGUGAUUACAAAACUAUGUAUUCAGGGGACUUGAAAAAACAUAUGAUCUUUAGACAUACAAACGAUUCCGAAAUCCAAUGGUUCAAAUGUGAUCAUUGUUCAUUUAAGUGCAAACUUAAGAGCGGUUUGAAACAACACAUGAUCCUAAAACACGACCCGCCUAAUUUCCGCUACUCUUGUAAAAUUUGUGAUUACAAGACUAAACUAAAUUCCAAUUUAAAACGUCACGUGAAUGCACGACACUAAUUCUUUGUGACUUUAAAAUUAAUGUUGGUUUAGAACGUGAAAUUUUUGUCAACAAGUCUAAACAACAUUUAAGCCCCUUUAAAUUUGAUUAUGAAACUGGCCCUAAAUCUCUUUUGAAAGCACAUGAAGUGACAUUUAAGUAAUCAAUAAUGUGUAUUUAGUAAUAAAAAUAAAUUUGUGAACGUACCCUACCUUAAGUAUUUUUUAAUUCUGUGGUGUUGGCAAUUAAUCUCAUUUAAUUCUUGUAAAACCAGAAAAGUGAUGUUGUCAACACAUUUACACUACAGAAUUUCUAAGCAUACGUGAAUAAGCAACACACGAAAUCAAAAAAAUGAGUUGAAAAUAUUAAAUUUAAUAGGUGUAAUUUUUCUAAAAAUUAAAAGUUCUUGUUGACCGGAUUAUUGUCUUCUCCAUUUCCCCUAAAUGCACUCACUAUAAUCACUC
This is a messenger RNA of Tribolium madens (black flour beetle), 1444 nucleotides long. Its product is annotated as zinc finger Y-chromosomal protein 1-like. The record is from RefSeq and is a predicted model, not a curated record. Gene Ontology annotation, cellular component: nucleus. Gene Ontology annotation, biological process: regulation of gene expression. The transcript has 2 exons. Bases 65 to 1000 code for a protein of 311 amino acids. NCBI's taxonomy places the organism in Eukaryota, Metazoa, Arthropoda, Insecta, Coleoptera, Tenebrionidae.